Aspergillus piperis CBS 112811 is the source of this 616-nucleotide messenger RNA. RefSeq lists its product as uncharacterized. Lineage: Eukaryota; Fungi; Ascomycota; Eurotiomycetes; Eurotiales; Aspergillaceae. Bases 1 to 591 code for a protein of 196 amino acids. The record is from RefSeq and is a predicted model, not a curated record. The transcript is spliced from 6 exons.
AUGACGGCCUUCCCCUCCCCCUUCUUUCUUUCUCUUCUUUCUCCUAUCCUCCUCUCUUCCUUCUUCCCUUUCCAAUCUCAUUCUCUUCUUCCACUUUCAACCUUCCUCGCCCUUACUAAUCUGCUUGACUGCCAUCUCUUCACAGGUAUUCCUCGCCGUCGUUCCUUCCCUGUUUCUGCUUCGAGCGAUCUUAUGAACAUGCUGCUUGGGCUGGCUAAAAACACUCAGCCCACCACGCAGGCUAGCUCCAAAAGGGAAAUGCUCUGUGCCUUCCACCCAUCCUUUUUCUCCUCCCCAUUCCUGGCCACCAUCGGCCCUUCCUCCUCUUUUAUCUGUCCUCCUGUUUCGAUGUCUGGCGCUGCGGUCAUGCCCAGAGGGGACAUGACCAAGAGCGAGUACCUGCACAGUGGCAGGCCCAGCUGGCGAAAACACAAAGAGUGCCACCCCGCAGGGAAGCGAGGAGAGUUAGCCGAUAGGGAGACUGAUGGUGGUUGGGGAUUAUAUAUGCAGAUUGGCAACUCUGUAUCGUCCUGGUCAAGGUUUCUACCCUACGGGGAGUUUUCCUUGGCUGUAACCCGAAUGGGAGGAUAGAAAUCAAUACAUAAAUUCUAACAUG